AUGAUAUCUCCUUGUGGUUCUUGCUUUUUGACCUCCAGCAGCAGCAGCAGCAGCAGCAGCAACAGCAACCGUCUGAGGUGUGAUGAGCAGCUCUCAUGCUCCAUCUGCCUGGAGGUGUUCACUGAGCCCGUCACCACCCCCUGUGGACACACCUUCUGUCACAGGUGCAUCACAGAUUACUGGGACAGCAGUCCCCAGACGCGCUGUCCUCUGUGUAAGAAGAGGUUCAGACAGAGACCAGCUCUGCUCUGCAAUACUAGCUUCAGGGAUGUCGUGGAGCAGCUGAGGAGCAUGUCCCUGCUCAGCCCCACAGAGGAGCAGCAGGCCGGCCCAGGGGAGGUCCCCUGUGACAUCUGCCUGGAGCCCAAGCACAAAGCCCUCCAGACCUGUGUGGAGUGUAUGGCCUCCUUUUGUCCAGUGCACUUGGAGCCUCACCAGCGAGUGGCCAGUCUGAAGAAGCACCAGCUGACUGACCCACAGCCUCACUUGGACCGCAGUCUCUGCUCUGCCCACGGCAAGAUGCUGUCACUCUUCUGCAAUGCUGACCAAUCCUGCAUCUGUGUCACAUGCACCCAAGACAACCAUGCCUCUCAUCCAUACACCCCACUGGAGCAGGCAUUCCUUGAGGAAAAGCAAUCCAUGCAGCGUGCAAUAGCCCAAUUUACUGCCAUGGAAAAGAGCCAAUCCAGAGACAUCCAAAAAACCAAAUUGCACAUCAGGCAAAGUCAAAUAAAGAAAGAAAUAGACUUGAGUGAAGUCGAGAAAGUCUACACUGCACUGAUGGAUGUAAUAAGCAAAGACAAAGAAAGGCUGGUCCAGGUAAUCGAACAAAAGUACAACGAUGCUUCAAGAAAACCCCAAGAAAGAGUUUUUCAGCUGCAGAAGAAAAUCGUUGAAAUCCAGCUGAGACGCGCUAAGAUGGAGGAGGUUGUUCAAAUUGACAACCAUCUGUGGUUUCUUCAGAGUAAACCGAAACUGCCUGUUCUUCCGCACAAUGAUGAUCCACUAGAACAGUACGACCCCAACGACGAAAACGGUUACGGUGGGAUGGUCAAAUUUGCAGUGGAACGAAUGAAGGCUAUUGUGGGCGAAGAGAUGGACAAACUUCUUCUGAGAUUCAAAUAUCCAAACUACGAUACGGACGUGUCACUUCAAAACGCGCUGCAAGUCUGGACACCACCUAAAGACCGCCCGAGUGAUGGCGCCUGGAUGUUGUGCACGCUAAAUAAAGGUGGUGGACUGAGAUAUUUUCAGUCUGUGGACAACUGGCCUCAAAAAGUGGGCGUGUUUGUAGAUUACGAGAAAGCGGAAGUGUCGUUUUAUGACGUGAACGCCAGGGUUCUCAUGACGUCGUUCCGAGAGUGCGUGUUCAAUGAGCCAGUGUCCCUCCUGAAGUCUGCCCUUUACGGUUUGGGGGGUGCCACUGCAGACAAUACAACCAAGCUCUACCCAGUGUUUGGUGUCUUCAAAUGCUUUAACUCACUUGAAAUCACUCCAGUAGACACCACUUUUUAA
Knipowitschia caucasica is the source of this 1515-nucleotide messenger RNA. The record is from the annotation of a GenBank genome assembly. NCBI's taxonomy places the organism in Eukaryota, Metazoa, Chordata, Actinopteri, Gobiiformes, Gobiidae.